Molecule: messenger RNA, 1808 nt
Organism: Strongylocentrotus purpuratus (purple sea urchin)
Lineage: Eukaryota; Metazoa; Echinodermata; Echinoidea; Camarodonta; Strongylocentrotidae
Product: macrophage mannose receptor 1-like
Exons: 6
Coding region: 159-1592 (477 amino acids)
Biological process (GO): biological process involved in interspecies interaction between organisms
Cellular component (GO): external side of plasma membrane
Molecular function (GO): carbohydrate binding
Source: RefSeq, a predicted model, not a curated record
CGUGGUUUAAUUAAUUUUCAAUGACUAUGAUUUGGUGUAUUAUAGGCCCUUAAUCAAUAUUAUGAUGGAUUUAAUGUCAUACUUGUUGAUGUUUUUAGGAGAAUGCAUUUGAACUCAAGCUCGUCCAAGCGAGAGGAUAUACUUUAGUGGAAGUAUCGAUGGUCGGUGAGUUGCAAGACACCUAUACGAUCGAGAUGGAGUUAUCUUUCUUCGUUAUCUUCGUUAUAUUAAACCAAUACAGCCCAGUGACUGCUGAUCUAGCUUGUGAAUCUGAUCAAAUCGAGAAUGACGGGUCGUGUUAUUAUUUCUCAGAAAGCAAGUUAAACUUCGCGUCGUCCAAAUCGUUCUGCGAGGACCUUGGAAUGCAUCUCGUCUACAUAGGGUCACAGGAAGAACAAAACUUCAUGCAGAAUACCAUAUCUGGUAGUGAGAAGCAUUGGAUAGGUUUAUCAAAAGUGACCUGGAUAGAUGGCUCAAGCUUGGACUACAACAACUUUGCAUAUGUCUUUGAUGAUGGAGGAAUCUGUUUCCGAAUGGCGGAUGAAUGGAGCUAUCAAUGGCAUGACCAAAGGUGUUCCGGUUCGAACUAUUACAUUUGUGAAAACGAAAAAGAAGACAGUGCCGCGUGUACCGGUGGCCACACUGAAUAUGACGAAUCCUGUUAUCACUUCUCGCAAAGCAAUUCAAAUUUCGCCUCGUCAAAAUCAUCAUGUGCCGACCUUGGAAUGCAUCUUGUCUACAUCGGAUCAGAGGACGAACAAGAAUUUCUGGUGGACAACCUACCCCUUGCAAACGAGGAUUACUGGAUAGGAUUAUCAAGUGUGACUUGGCUGGACGGUUCGAGCCUGACCCACUACAACUUCGCAGCUAGUGACGAAAAGACCCUGGAUGAAGGAGGGAAGUGUUUCGUUAUAGAACCGAAUAAGUCAUACCAAUGGUUGGAUGAUAAAUUUGAAGAAGGUCACACGCACCGUUAUAUCUGCGAAAAAGAAGGAGGUAUUCAAUCGAGUUCUUUGCAACAAACAACACCAGUUGCUGCCACUUCUCCCGCUUCUGCCAUUACUCAGACUGCCAAUGUUGUAACAACGAGUAGUUCUACCCAGUCUCCGUCAACAACCGGAGAUAAAAUCAGUGAGGCUACAACCAGUCUAGCUUCAACGACACCAACAUCACAAAUAUCCUCAACAUCAACAACAGAGAAAGGAUCGACAGAUGCUUCGCUUACUUCGGAACAUACAACCGACACCACUCCUGCAACAACAGUAACGCACACAACCCAGACAAUGUCUUCGACUACAUGUCGCUCAUCUUCUCGGGACAGAGGUCACACGAUCUUCAAAAACUUCCGACUACUGGCCAGCAAUGUCGCCCUCAUCGAUGCCUAUGUUCUGUCGUCAUACACGGUUUCGUCCAUCAUCAGAUGCAGUCAAUUGUGUCUUGCUGAUGUCCGUUGCUCGUGUUAUACUUACAUCGCCUGCGAGGGUUCGUGCUUACUCGGCAAGGAAUGUCUGGCGACGUCUACAUAUGCUUUUGAAAGGCGAACCGGAGCUAAAUUCUAUUCGGCACUUCUUGAAGAUCAGAAAUGUUUCUAGAAGGCACGUAGGGGCGCCGCUAGACCACUCGGAAACUGAGGGUGGGGGUGGCAAAAUUGCCGACUAGUUAGCCCUAAUUUUCAAAUAACUCCGGAACACAAAAACAAACAAACAUUUUGAACUGCCAGCAGAGAUUUUAAUGGAAAGAUUAUUUUUAAAAACGGUCGUCAAAUUAUCAAAUUAUCAAAUUUGAUGUUGCAAUUUUCAGACAAUGCU